Molecule: messenger RNA, 2030 nt
Organism: Thermothelomyces thermophilus ATCC 42464
Lineage: Eukaryota; Fungi; Ascomycota; Sordariomycetes; Sordariales; Chaetomiaceae
Exons: 2
Coding region: 170-1825 (551 amino acids)
Biological process (GO): ribosomal large subunit biogenesis
Cellular component (GO): preribosome, large subunit precursor
Molecular function (GO): zinc ion binding; nucleic acid binding
Source: RefSeq, a predicted model, not a curated record
GAACAGUCCAAAACUCUUACGGCUGUACUCGCCGUCACCUCCCACAUAGCAGCGAUUCGACGUACCGAGCGAGAGGGGCCAAAUCGCCCUUGCUUUCCAUACAGUCCCGCAUCGCAUUCGUUCUCCGGAAUUCAAAUCACUCUUCGGUUACGACGCCGAUACCAAUACGAUGGCGACGAUCUCAGCAAGUCGCGCUGCCCCCAGCAGCGAUGUAAAUGCUUCGCAUCCAUAUACCUGCAACACUUGCCAGGUCGCCUUUCGGAACAGCGACCUUCAGAAAGGGCAUAUGCGUAACGAUUGGCAUCGCUACAACUUGAAGCGCCGUGUUGCUUCCCUUCCGCCCAUCUCUUCCGAGGUCUUCACAGAAAAGGUGCUUCAAGCCCGGGCCGAGACAACCGCGCAAGCAGAUAAGGCCGGUUUUGAGCGUUCCUGCGAAACGUGCCAGAAGACAUACUACAGCGAAAAUUCCUUCCGGAAUCACCUCAGCAGCGCGAAGCACAAGACGAGGGCUGCCGCACUGGCGUCGCGAUCGAACGGCAAGAACGAUGACGAAGCUAGCUCCAUGUCGUUCUCUUUAGGCGAGCCUGCGGCUGAAUCGCAGGUGGAUUCGGAUGCAGAGGAGGAAUUCAACGAGGUUGUUGACGCGCUCAAGCACACGAAUAUUCACGAGCCUGUCUCCCCUGUGAAGCGGCCUUCGAAUCCCCAUUUGUCCGCCGAAGCCCAGAACAAGCCAGACCACCCUCUAUCACAAACAUCGAGUGGCCAAGAGUCGUCCACCACGACUCCUUCACCACCUACGCCGACAGGCACCAAACCCGCCGCAGCCGCUCCGCCGCCCCAAACGUGCCUGUUUUGCAACUAUGAGUCUCCGACGCUGCAGCUCAAUGUCUCACACAUGGAGCGCACCCACGGCUUGUUCAUUCCGGAGAAGCAGUAUCUGGUUAAUUUAGAAGGCUUGAUUGGCUACCUGCAGGAACAGGUGUUCAUAUUCAAUGAAUGCCUGACCUGUGGCAAGGUGAAGGCCAACGUGUUUGCAGUGCAAACGCAUAUGCGGGACAAGGGGCACUGCCAGAUACCGUAUACUACCGAGGAGGAGCAGCUCGAGAUUGGCGAGUUCUACGAUUUCCGUAGCACGUAUUCCGACGGAGAAGGAGACUGGGUGGACGAGUCGGACGAUGAUGAUGAGCAGCAAAACGGGGGUGUCAAGCUCGGAGCCAAGCGUGAAAGCAGGCUCGUUGGAGAGGACGGCGACGAAGUCAUGGACGACGAGAAUUGGGAAACAGACAGCGAUGCAUCGUCCCUAGACUCCAACGACCUCCAUGCCGUCCCCGCCGAGCAGCACUAUCACCAAUAUGACCGCCUAAACAAGCAUCCUCACCACUCGCGCAGCACCCCGCGUACCCACCGCCAGGCAGGUGGGUUUCACAGAAACGCCCACAAGCGCCCGCAUGCAGUCUUCUACGACGAUUACGAGCUCCAUCUACCCAGCGGAAAGUCGGUUGGUCACCGAUCGCUCAGCAGAUACUACCGCCAAAACCUGUAUCAUUACCCGACUCCGCAAGAGCGUGCCGAGCGUCUUGCCAUACAGGAUGCCGACAGAAGUAACGAGAUGGAAGUCGACAGCGAGCAGCGUCCACGGGGGCGUGCACUGAUCCCUCGGGAUGUACGGGGCUUGGGUGUGGCCUCUCUCGACGAUCGCAGGACGAGGGCUAUUGUCACCAAGGGCAAGAAGCAGGAGUGGGCGAACCAGAAGAGCAAGGGCAUGUUGCAGGCGCGGUUGGCGAUCAAGGAGAAGGCCCCUCACCCUGCCACUUACAUGCGUUGAGUACAUGUGCAAUUAUAUGGACGUGUAUUCCUGCCCUCUUCUUGUCCGCAGGUGGUCAUUCCCGGUGUGGUGUUUAUGAGGCGGUGGGUUGCGCAGGGAUCUCAGGAAACGAAUUUCCUUAUCUUAGACGAGCUACUACAAAAAACAGGUUAACAGGGUGUAGACCUCGUACGAGGAACUUGGAUAAACAAGCUUUUAAGAAGUG